GAGCUCGGUAAAAUAAUCACUGGUACAAUUGGUUAUAAUAAUGGUUGUUUCCAUUAAAUCAAUCGCGUUCUUUAGGUAAAAGUAGGUCACUACAAGGUAAUGAAUUCCACUCAACGAGGGGAGACUGAUAUCAUGCAUCAUCACGACGGCAUCGUUUUCGUUACUUGAAGGAUGGACGUCAUCAGACACAUUGUGGCUGAACUCAAUCCAAAUCUAAAAAUGUAUUAAUUUGGCCGCUCCGGCAAAACUUUACAAACUGUCGAAGUGACGCACCAAUCGUUUUACAACAGCUUGACCUUCAAGUGCUUGCAACCUCCAUCAGUGGACGAUACCCUUGAAGCGCCGUUUUUUGUAACAGGAUGAAUAAGGUUAUGUACAAUCCAGGACGUAUUCAACUGUUCAAUCUACUGAACGGAAUAUUAUGCGUUUAUAAAUCACCUGGGUUGAAUGUUGAAAAAUUAACCAGAAAUGUGAAAUGCUCUUUGGCAGAUGCUUUUAAUUCACUUCCAGCUGAGAAACAGUCGAUCAGAACGAUCAUUCAGACAUCCGGUGAUGUCAACUGUACUCUACCAAAAAUAAUUACAGAACCUGAUAUUGUUGAUAGUGAUCUUGUAUUGGGUAAACGUUUUCUUCCAGGAGAUGUUAUGUUAUAUCCUAUUGAUCCCCUUAGUGAUUUUAUGUCUGGUGUGCAAGUCUAUGGUAUUGGAGAAGAUGGUAUUUACAAUUAUGCUGAUAAGUUCGAACAAUCUUCUUGGCUUAAAACCUAUCACUUAACAUGCAUGAUGGGACGUGCAUCAACUGAUGGAACAGCCAAUAGUACAACAUUACUAAGAGCUUCAUGGAGACAUGUUCAAAAAUGCAAAAUAGAUCAGGUUCUUGUUGGACUACAAGCUCAAUUCAAUGCUUCUGGAUUAUUACAAGCAGGACUUCGUCCUAAUUCACAAAACGCAUAUCUAGCACUGUGUGGUCGUAGAGCUGGCAGUGAUCUUCGUCCGGUAAAACCCACACACGGCGUAGAAGAUUAUGAAGGAGAGGAACAGUUACUUUCACCAUGGGAACGUUCAAUGCCAGAUGAAAAUCGAAAUCCCGAAACACUACCUGAUCGUAAGUAUGAGUGGGAAGAAGAAAGAAGGCGAAUGGCACCUUAUGUAAAUGCGAUUUGUUGUGUGGAUUUUGAUCCUCCGUUUUUUACAAUUGGUAUGUUGAUUUUUAUUUAAUCCGCAGAAGUUUUUGGGUUUUACAAAAUGCUAAGAUAUUUAUUCUGUAGUUUUUGUAAAAUGUUGUUCUCCUUAAUUAUUAAAAUGAAUCAGAUUUUUUCGUAUACUUUCAUUGGUUAUGAACAUUUGGUAGGUACAGUGGAAUGUCAGGAGUUGGUUUUUCACUUUUGAUUAUGAUUACUAUUAGCUCAAAUAUGUUCUAUUUCUUCAGAAUCUUAAAUUUUGUUUUCAUUAUUAGGCUUCAAAUCAGUUAUUCAAAUGUACUAUGUAAAUGUCUGUACCCACCAGUUUAGUGCCUAAACGUUUCUGCUCAUUCUUUCACUCUUGUUCUCAAUAUCCCUGUUAUACUAUUAAAAUAUAUACGAUUCCUGUGACUUACUUCAUAUUUCAUAUGUAUCCAGCUCACUUACCUACGCCUGUCACCCCUCAUGAAGGAGCAUAGGCCACCGAUCAGCAUUCUCCAUCAAACUCUGUUUUAGACAAUUCUUUCCAGUUACUAUUUAUCCUUUUGAUGUCUGCUUCCGAUUCUUGACUCAGUGUAUUCUUUGCCAUUCCUCUUUUCAGUUUCCUUUCAGGAUUCCAAGUUAGGGCUCAUCUCUUGAUGCAGUUUAGUGAUUUCCACAAUGCAUGUUCUAUCCACCUCCACCAUCUUUCCCUAGUUUCCUCUUCAGCUGGGAGUUGGUAUAUUCUCUCACACAGUUGGCUACUGCUGAUGGUGCCCGGUCAACAAUCGACAUUGAGUAUCUUGUGAAGACAAUUGUUUAUAAAUGCCUGUGCCUCUUUGAUGAUGGUUGUAGUAGUUCUCCAAUUUUCAGCUCCCUACAGUAGAAUCGUCCUAAUGUUCGCAUUGAACAAUGGGACUUUGAUAUUGGUUGAUGGCUAUUUCUAGUUCCGUAUGUUUUUCAACUGUAGGAAUGCUGCCCUUAUAUUGUCAAUCCUCGCCUUUACGUCUGCAUCGGGUCUUCAUUGUUCAUCGAUGAUACUGUCCAGGUGCGUGAAAAUUUCAACAUCCUGCAGAGUUUCCUGAUUAGGUGUGAUUGGGUCGCUAUUCUUCGUAUUAUAUUUCAGGAUCUUGGUUUUCCCCUUGUGUGUGUUGAGGCCCAUUGAUCCAAAGUGUUGUGACUUUAUGUCCGGCUAGUUAUCACGUGGUUUAUCCACCUUUCAAAAUACGACUUAUAAAAUCUUAGCACUGUGCCAAACCAAUGAUCUUCGACCGGUAUGAGCAGCCUAGCGUCCUUAUUGGUCCUAUGUUCGCCUAACCCGUCCACUUGAGUCCAGAACACAAAUACCAGCUUCCAAUAUGCGAAUCGAAUCAUUUAUUUCAGACAUACUGGGUUUAUAUAUCAACCAAACAAACCGCAACACAUUAUAAAAUAGGAAAUAACAUUCAUACACAAUAAAGCCAAAAAGUGGCUGUGAACGUGGGAGGCAGUAGUCAGUAAACUGAACAUAGCUUAAGAACAGUAAAUCGUACAAUAAUAAAAUAUAAAUCAAAAUAAAGCUUAUGGCAGGGGGAAUAUAUACAUAAUCUAGUUGCUGAAUAUUUAUACCAUAAGAAUAUUUAAGUAAUAUUAGUUCAUUAAUAUAAACCCAGUAUAUUUAAAAUAUUUUUGAUUGAGAUCAUGAAGUGAUUGAUGUUAGACCCUCACAAUUGAAAACCUGGAAGCACUGGACGGCCGUUUCGUCCUAUUGUGGGACUCCUCAGCAGUGCGCAUAUGCUUUGCAUAGUGAGAGCUGGUAUUGGUGUUCUGGAUUCAAGUGGACGGGUUAAGCGAACAUAAGACCAAUGAGACGCUAGGCUGCUCAUACCGGUCGAAGGUCAUUGGUUUGGCACAGUGCUAAGAUUUUACGUGAUUUCUAGGGGCCCAUAAAGACACAACUAUAACAUCAAAACGUAAAAAAAUACAACAAUUAUGUAUCAAACUAAAUCUUACAAGUUUCAGUAUGCAAAAAUACAAUAGUUUUAGUAUUUAAUGUUUGUAUAACAAAAAUAUAAACAUUAACUUCAUAUAGAACAGUUCCAUAGGUUUAACUUUACCGAAUACGUAUUUCAACAUAGCAGUUUUGUCGUAUUGUAAUGAAAAGUUCAAAAUGUUACUGAUAAACUUACUACUUACAAAAAGACUUACUGAUUUUGGUAUUAGUUGAUAUUCUUAACUGAAGAAAAAAACUUUCUGUAAGCUCAUAGAAGUCGUUUGAUUUGGUGGGAGGCGGACAUAGACUAACUUGGUCUUUUUUCUUCUUAAACUGUAUAGCAAUAAUGCAUUACUUAAAUUAGUAUUUUGUUUACACAAUUCCUCCACAUGUUCUUCUUUUUCAAAAAAAAACAAACAAAAUAAUAGAAAUUCAAGUUACACAUGAAACAUUGAAGUUUUUCACUGAUUUAGUUGCUAAUCUUGGUCCAAAAUUACGUACAGCUACUUUAUUAUCAAAAGUUAGACGAGUUAGACAUGGACCAAUCACAGCGGAAAAUUCAUUACUUAUGAAACAUUUACAUAAUAUACCUAUUGAAUUUUAUCAUGAAUUUAUUCAAUGUAUCAAUGAUAUAUUAAUACAAUAUAAAAAACAUGAUAAAAAUUUAUCUAUACCAUUAGAAAUGGAUUUUAUAGAAGAUUUGAACUUAUUAAAAUGUUUAAUGAAUCGUACACAAGGUAAAUAUGGUUAUCAUGUAUUUGAGAAUUUGUUUCAAUGUAAUCAAUUAUAUUCAAUAGGAUUUGAAUGUACUAAACAAUAUAAAUAUCGUAUGAUUCCAAUAAAUUCUUAAUUAUUAUUGAUGAUUAUUAUUUGUAUAUUCCUACAAUGUGUACAUAAUGUUUCAAUAUAUUAAUUGUAUAUAAAUUUCAUGUAUUAUAACUUUCUGUUUAUGAAAAUCAUCAUUUAGAAAAAAAUGUUUUGUAAACCUUUGUACGAAAUGAUUAUAUUAUGUUAGGUAAACUCACUUUGAGAGUCUUUUGCUUGUUUAUUCUUAUCAGUCCUACUCACUAACUUCUCGCGGCAUUACAGUUGUUUCCAAAAUUGAGAGGACGAAUAGCAAACGUCCGGUGUUUUAACCGAGUUAGUGGAUACGGAGGAUCCACCUAGAAAAGUUGGAAAACCCUAAUUCCAAACCAAUGGUGUACAUGGGCUCCAAGAUCCUACGGAAACAAAUGACGUAUGAGCCAGUUAUUGAUCACGAGCUACCAUGUGACUGCAUCCUUAUGUUGCUCCACUGUCUUGUGGAUUAGACCUUUAGAUGAAAGGUUUGAGGUGUUGCCCUCUAAGAAAACCAUCUUCUUCGGUUUGAGCACCUGGGCAAUAUCCCAGCCCUCACACAAUUCGAAUGAAUGAUAUAUGUGGCGCAUAUCUGUUUGGUGCCUCCUUGUACCAAUGUUUAUGUGUUUAAAUAAAUGAAUAUAAAAUUAUUAUCAGUAAAUGAAAAUUGCCUAUAAGCACCAGUAUUUUUUUUAAAUGCAUAUGACAACCAAGUAGAAAGUGAAGUAUGUAUGCACUGAAUGAUAACUAUUCUACAUUAGUUAAUUAAUAAAAUCCAAGAAAAUUAUAUCAUUAUGUGUUGGUAGCAAUUUAGGGCCAGGAUUUUGAAUGGUGACUUCACGCGGGUUAUGGGUUCAACAAGGCAUAACAGAGAUUCACUACUGAAUCUAUAGAACAAAAAUGCUAGUUAACAUGGAGUCAUUGAGGAGUAUUACUUCGAGUAAUCUCUGUCUGUGAGACUAAAGUGAGUGUUAGAACUUUUCACAAGGUUCUGUAGAGAGUUCCACUACUAUAGUUUCUGGUAUAGUGUUCCACUACCUGCUGUUCCUUCUUCUCCAACUUUAACCUUAGCUGUAAUUUGCAACCGAGGCACAUACAGGGACUGUUGAGUUUACAUAGGAUAUGUUAGAUCAUGAUUGUAUCCAUCUAUUCUUUCUGUAUUGUACUUGUCACGUGUUUAGGUUCAUCUAACUGAGCGGGUUUCAUUUCUAAGUUUAAAUCGUUUUUUGGUUCCUCUGAACUGACUUUAAGAGUAAGAUACUCUUCUUAUCUUUAGGGAACGUGAUGGCGUUUUCUCCAGACUAUAUAUUUUGAAUCGUUUGAAACCUGGAGUAAGACUCAAUAUUUGGUACAUGAAAAAGAAGGGUUUAUUUAGCGUUAGCUCUUGGUCAUCUUAAGAAGUUUGGUUCUGGUGAAGAUAUCAAGUACACCACUUUUAUUUCCUAGUAGUUUUGUGAAACUACUGCCUGCUAUCUGAUUUCCGUGUAAAACAGUCGAACAGGAGAACCAUUUGCAGUGUUUGACUAAUUCCUCAUCUGAAAACCUCUGAGUGAUGUCCGCUUACCUUAGGAGAGAUAUCGCUCUCUUAGAUAAUGUCUAACGAAGAGCGGCAGGAAUGAUACUCUUCCUCUAAGAUAAACUCUACUCAGCUCGUCUUUACAUAUUAUGAGUGGAUUAGGGGAGAUGCGAUAGAAAUGCAUAAUAUCACUUAAAAUCCGCUUCAGCUAACAAACUGUAGCAUUUGUGCUGCACGCAUC
Messenger RNA from Schistosoma haematobium, 5725 nucleotides. RefSeq names its product TruB pseudouridine (psi) synthase 2. Gene Ontology annotation, molecular function: RNA binding; pseudouridine synthase activity. The transcript has 6 exons. Gene Ontology annotation, biological process: pseudouridine synthesis. NCBI's taxonomy places the organism in Eukaryota, Metazoa, Platyhelminthes, Trematoda, Strigeidida, Schistosomatidae. Bases 360 to 1217 code for a protein of 285 amino acids. The record is from RefSeq and is a predicted model, not a curated record.